AUGCGCGAGGGUGUUGCGCAGUCCCGCACAUCUCUUCUUUCCCCCCCCCCCCCCCCCACCAUCUCCUUCCUCUUCCCUCCUUCAACCUCUAACCACCCUCCGCCGCUAACAGCGGCCGCCGUCGCCACCAUCCAACCUUCGUCCGUCAUCUCUCUCUCACUGCCAACCUUUCAUUCUCUCGCUCUGCUCACCUCUACCCGAACGCUACCUCCGCUUCCAGAUUCUCUGGCCUCCGAUGAGCAGGAUCAUCAGGAGGAGGAUGUUGAUGAGCCGACUCAGCAGGAUGCACCUCCAGCUGCUCCUGACGCCACAGAGAUUCAGCACCCCCAUGAGGAGCCGAUCCCACAGCCUCAGCCAGAGUCAGCACCUACCGUUGUACCUUCCCCUGAUCCUCCGGUUUAG
This is a messenger RNA of Arachis stenosperma, 402 nucleotides long. RefSeq names its product pistil-specific extensin-like protein. The transcript has a single exon. The record is from RefSeq and is a predicted model, not a curated record. Bases 1 to 402 code for a protein of 133 amino acids. NCBI's taxonomy places the organism in Eukaryota, Viridiplantae, Streptophyta, Magnoliopsida, Fabales, Fabaceae.